AUGGGAAUCUGCUACAGUUGUUGUGUGGGAUCUCGAAGUCCUCAGUAUGAGCCUCUGUUGUUGGAUAAUGAGCGCGACGCAGUAGCUGAUCUGCUGCAGUACCUGGAGAAUCGCUCCGAGACCAACUUUUUCGCUGGCGAGCCAUUACGAGCCCUUUCGACGCUGUCGUUUAGCGAUAAUGUCGAUCUACAGCGUAGCGCAGCUCUUGCCUUUGCAGAAAUCACAGAGAAGGAGGUCUGUGAGGUCGGUCGCGAGACACUUGAGCCAGUGCUGUUCCUGCUCCAAUCGCAUGACGUGGAAGUGCAGCGUGCGUCGAGUGCGGCGCUCGGUAACCUUGCCGUGAAUGCAGAGAACAAGCUUUUGAUUGUGAAGCUCGGUGGUCUGGAGCCCCUUAUUCGCCAGAUGCUCAGCCCGAACGUUGAGGUACAGUGCAACGCCGUCGGUUGCAUCACGAACCUCGCUACUCAUGACGAUAACAAGUCCAAGAUUGCCAAGUCCGGCGCGCUCGUCCCUCUGACGCGUCUGGCACGCUCGAAGGAUAUUCGCGUGCAACGCAACGCGGCUGGUGCACUCCUGAAUAUGACGCACAGUGACGAAAACCGUCAGCAACUUGUGAAUGCAGGUGCCAUUUCCGUGCUGGUUUCGCUACUUAGUAGUGCUGACACAGACGUGCAAUACUAUUGCACGACAGCACUUAGCAAUAUUGCCGUCGACAGUGUGAACCGCAAGAAACUUGCACAGAGCGAGCCACGCCUUGUACAGAACCUAAUUGGGCUGAUGGAGAGCGGCAGUCUCAAGGUGCAAUGCCAGGCUGCAUUGGCACUCCGCAACUUGGCCAGUGAUGAAAAGUACCAAAUUGAGAUUGUGCGUUCCAACGGCCUUCCGCCACUCUUGCGUCUGCUGCGCUCAUCGUUCCUUCCACUGAUUCUCUCGGCCGCAGCUUGUGUGCGGAAUGUGUCGAUUCACCCCAUAAAUGAGAGUCCGAUCAUUGAUGCCGGCUUCUUGUAUCCUCUCAUUGAGCUCUUGAGUCAUGAAGAAAACGAGGAGCUGCAAUGUCACGCUAUCAGUACGUUGCGGAACCUGGCUGCCAGUAGCGAGCGGAACAAGGCUGCCAUCAUUGACGCAGGUGCGGUAGAGCGUAUCAAGGAGCUGGUUCUGCAUGCACCGCUUAGUGUGCAAAGCGAGAUGACGGCCUGCACGGCUGUAUUGGCUCUCUCGGAGGACCUCAAGCCACAGCUAUUGGAUAUGGGUAUUUGCGAGGUCCUGUUGCCCCUGACGGAUUCGCCGUCGAUUGAGGUGCAGGGCAAUUCCGCGGCAGCGCUCGGUAACCUAAGCAGCAAGGCCGAUGACUAUGCGCCGUUCAACGCGGUGUGGGACAAGCCCGCAGGCGGUUUACAUGGCUAUCUGGUGCGUUUCCUCGAGUCAGAGGACACGACAUUCCAGCACAUUGCGGUGUGGACUCUGAUUCAGCUCCUCGAGAGUGGCAACCAUGAACUUGAGCAGCACAUUCGCGACAGUCCACAUCUGCUUGACUUGGUACGCCAGCUGCAGUCCCGGAUCGGCACGUUUGAGAGCGAGCACGAGCAGGCCGACACGAGCACGGCAGCAGACACAUCUGGACAGGACGUGUCUCCGGAACGCGAAAUCGCCGCCUUGUCGCGGCGGAUCGAAGAGAUUCUAUUUGAAGAGAGUGACGAUGGCACAUCUGAUGCCAAGUGA
Messenger RNA from Malassezia restricta, 1719 nucleotides. RefSeq names its product vacuolar protein 8. The record is from RefSeq and is a predicted model, not a curated record. The transcript has a single exon. The coding region runs from base 1 to 1719 and encodes 572 amino acids. Gene Ontology annotation, biological process: vacuole inheritance; nucleus-vacuole junction assembly. Gene Ontology annotation, cellular component: fungal-type vacuole membrane. Gene Ontology annotation, molecular function: protein-membrane adaptor activity; protein binding. Lineage: Eukaryota; Fungi; Basidiomycota; Malasseziomycetes; Malasseziales; Malasseziaceae.